This is a messenger RNA of Exaiptasia diaphana, 1680 nucleotides long. Its product is annotated as collagen alpha-2(IX) chain. The record is from RefSeq and is a predicted model, not a curated record. The coding region runs from base 245 to 1024 and encodes 259 amino acids. Lineage: Eukaryota; Metazoa; Cnidaria; Anthozoa; Actiniaria; Aiptasiidae. Gene Ontology annotation, molecular function: carbohydrate binding. The transcript has 3 exons.
AACACACGUUCCAAUUCAUCUUAUUUUCGUCAAAAAGAGAAACAGUUUUCCUGGAUUUAAUUUCAUCAUCAAGUCAAAAUAUCGUUAUUGAAGCAGAGGGGAUUCAAAAGCUUCAAAUCGUGCGAUCAUCGACAGAUGAUUUGCCAUUCGAGGCGAUCUUCAGGUUUAGAACGAUCGGCCAUUAAGGGCCAKAARUAGCUUAUCAUUUAGUAGAAGAUUGUUAUUUGACGUGCCUUGGCUUCAAAUGUUCUUGGCGAGAUUUUCUACAUUGUUUGUAAUAAUACAUUACACGGCCUCCUUACCAGUGUCGCCAGUUCCUCCUCUGCUGAAUAAGCUUCUAAAAGAUCAGAAUGUCACACUGGGUUUCAUCUUGAAGGGUCUUCAGGGACCCCCCGGUGCCGCCGGUAUGAACGGUAUGUCGGGUGCUCCUGGUCCAAUGGGUCCYAUGGGACCUAAAGGAAAUGAUGGUCUACCUGGUAUGCCUGGUGCAAUAGGUUUUCCAGGUAACCCUGGUUUACAGGGUCCACCUGGUGCAGACGGUUUUCCAGGUGCUCCUGGUAUGCCCGGUCCUGCUGGUAUGCCCGGUGGCAGCGGUAUGCCUGGUCCACCAGGUCCUCCUGGUCUAGCUGGUCAACCUGGUCCACCCGGUCCAACUCCAAUCAGAUAUAAUGGAACAGUAAAAUGUGAAGAAGAUACCGCAUGGCUCCGAUGUAACGAAUACAAACACAUAAGCAUUAUCUCUGCUUUCUGGGGAAGACGAAAUUUUGGCCUUUGCAAAGAGCACAGCGGUUCUCUAAUGACAAACAAAUACUGUCCAACGACUCAAUUAUUCUUGACGAAAGUAAAAGACGCCUGUGAAGGCACGACGAUGUGCGAACUUAGAUGCACCAAAUUCUUCUUCAACGACCAAUCGUGUAUUGAUACAUACAAAUAUUUGGAGGUAUAUUACAAGUGUAUCGAGGUUAUCAACGGACACGAGGUGGUCAACGAAGACAACUUACUCAACGCUAACUUCUUGGGUUAGAUAAAAAAAACUUUGAAUACUUACUGGGUUUUUACUGUUCCAUUUUAAUUUGGCUGGAAUCAACAACAUGUGGAGUGUACUGCAUAUAAAGGGACUUCCCUCACAUCAAGCAAAUACAUUCUAAUAAGUUUCGAAAGAAAAGAAAUAAGAUGGCACUUUUGCCCAAUGUAAAAUACCAACAAUUCUGUAUAGCUAGAUAGAUUGUUCCUAUUCGUUCUAAUGUAUUUAUCGAAUCAAUACCUUAGAAGUAUACAAUCCAUUUGAAUCGGAGAGAUGAUAAAAUAUACCUCUGUAUAGGGCCCUUGAUGGAAGGUUGUCGUAUUGUAAAAUUAGCGUUAAAUUGCUGACCGUAUAUCUGUUGUAUCAAUGAAGGUGAUUAGCCGCUUUGGGAGGAUGAAUUAAACGAGUAUUAGAUUCUGUAUUAUACAGAGAAAAUUUGUUAUAAUGUAGCCCUCCGUUGUAUAUGUAAAUAAACCGGUUAAUUAAUGACAUGGUAUGACCGAAGCCACGCCAGUCACGUGGUAUUCUUGUAAUUCCUCAAUUGUACUCGACAUGGCUUUGUAGAAGUGCGUACUGCGCAUGCGACGUUGUUCUAUUUUUAUUUGUUUAAGUCUCGUUAUACGGGAUGUGAAACUAAAUAAACUGUUCACAAAAUU